This is a messenger RNA of Chiloscyllium plagiosum (whitespotted bambooshark), 491 nucleotides long. The record is from RefSeq and is a predicted model, not a curated record. NCBI's taxonomy places the organism in Eukaryota, Metazoa, Chordata, Chondrichthyes, Orectolobiformes, Hemiscylliidae.
CACGCCGUUGCGGCCACGCGCACGCCGCGCACCGCGGAGUCACCUUGGUGAAAGAUGGCGCCGGAGAAAGCUGGGGGGAAGGCCCGGACCUCCCCCAAAUCCAUCAAAUUCCUCUUCGGGGGCCUAGCGGGGAUGGGUGCCACCUUCUUUGUCCAGCCCUUGGACCUGGUGAAGAACCGAAUGCAGUUGAGCGGCCAAGGGGCACGCACAAAGGAGUACAAGACCAGCUUCCACGCCCUGACCAAUAUUCUGAAGGCCGAGGGGGUCACCGGAAUCUACACAGGCCUCUCAGCUGGCCUGCUGCGCCAGGCCACCUACACGACCACCCGGCUGGGGAUCUACACCGUGCUCUUCGAGAAGCUCACCAAAGCCGAUGGGACGCCGCCCAACUUCCUGCUGAAGGCGCUGAUCGGCAUGACAGCAGGAGCCAUCGGAGCCUUCGUGGGGACGCCAGCCGAGGUCUCGCUCAUCAGGAUGACAGCCGACGGCAG